Molecule: messenger RNA, 4326 nt
Organism: Austrofundulus limnaeus
Lineage: Eukaryota; Metazoa; Chordata; Actinopteri; Cyprinodontiformes; Rivulidae
Gene: trpm5
Product: transient receptor potential cation channel, subfamily M, member 5
Biological process (GO): calcium ion transmembrane transport
Cellular component (GO): plasma membrane
Molecular function (GO): ligand-gated calcium channel activity; calcium-activated cation channel activity
Source: RefSeq, a predicted model, not a curated record
UGCAGCCAUGUCAGAAAAACAAGACACACCUCUGGAGCCAUUGCCGCCGCAGACGAGAUGCCUGCGUUGUGGGGACGUACUGGAGUGGUCAGAAGAGCACAGCGUUCUCCUUGGCUGUCCGUGCUGCUCACCAGUGGAUGAAGCUAUUGAAAAUGUAGCCAGAACACUGGCUACUAGAAUAAAAACAGAAAAGAGCCACUGGGCAGCUGGCAGAGUGGGUGACAUUGACUUCAUUGGAUCUAAUAAGACAAGAGGAAAGUUUGUGAGAGUGCGCAGCAACACCGAUCCAGUUCUGAUUUACAAGAUGCUGACAGAGGAGUGGGGUCUGGCUCCUCCACAUUUGGUUGUGGCCUUGGUGGGCGGAGAUGAGCUGGCUCAGAUGAAACCCUGGCUCAGGGACACUCUUCGAAAAGGGCUGGUGAAAGCAGCGCAGAGCACAGGGGCAUGGAUUUUGACUAAUGGCCUUCGUUUUGGCAUCACCAAACACUUGGGCCAGGCAGUGAGAGAUCACUCCUUGGCCAGCACCUCCUCUAAAGUUCGAGUAGUGGCCAUUGGCAUCGCACCCUGGAACAUGAUUCACAACCGAGAGGCGCUGCUCACUGCCAAGGUGGAUGAGCCUGCAGCCUACAAGCCGCAGGACCUGCCCCACGGUUCAGUGUAUUCCCUGGACAGCCACCACUCUCACUUUGUGCUCGUGGAGGAGGAUCCCAACAGACCAGGAGCCACCAGUGAAAUGAGGGUGAAACUACUCAAACACAUUUCCCUUCAGCGCACGGGUUACGGAGGAACCGGAAGUUUUGAGAUCCCUGUUCUCUGUCUCUUGGUCCAUGGGGAGCCCAGAAUCCUAAAGAGAAUGUGCAAAGGGAUUGGAAAUUYCACGCCGUGGCUGAUUCUGGCAGGCUCUGGAGGCGUGGCUGACAUCCUCGUCACGCUGAUGGAGAGAGGCUGCUGGGACACAGACAGUGUCCAAGAGCUCCUGCUGGACACCUUUCCCAAUGCCCACCACAGCACAGACAUCAGUAACUGGGUCAAGCUGAUCCAGAAGAUACUUGAUCAUGGGCAUCUCCUCACUGUCCAUGACCCAGAGCAGGAAAGCUCCGAACUGGAUACUGUCAUUCUCAAAGCUCUCGUCAAAGCUUGUAAAAGCCAAAGUCAGGAAGCUCAAGAUUUCUUGGAUGAGCUGAAGCUGGCUGUGGCGUGGAACAGAGUGGACAUUGCCAAAAGUGACAUCUUUAAYGGAGAUGUGGAGUGGAAGGCUUGUGAUCUCGAAGAAGUGAUGAUGGAUGCGCUCGUCAAUGACAAACCAGACUUUGUGCGCCUCUUCGUGGACAACGGCGUGAACCUGGGCGAGUUCCUCACCUACGGCCGUCUGCAGGAGCUGUACUGGUCCGUCUCAGAGAAGAGCCUCUUUCACAACCUGCUGCUGAAGAAGUAUGAAGAGAAGCAGCUCCUCCUGGGAGCAGCCAGAACGCCUGGUCCGCCCGGACACCAUCCACCUGAGCAAGGCAAACCUCGCUUCACCCUCUUCGAGGUGGCCAAAGUGCUGAAAGACUUUCUGCAUGACUCUUGUAAAGGCUUCUACCAAAAGAUUCCCACAGAGAAGCCAGCGAAGGGCCGACUGUUCCACAGCCAGAAGAACCUGCCCGAGCUGGAGGAGCGCUGUGAACAUCCUUGGCGAGAUCUCUUCCUCUGGGCCGUCCUUCAGAACCGGCAGCAGAUGGCUAACUACUUUUGGGCCAUGGGCCCCGAGGCAGUUGCAGCAGCGCUGGCAGGCUGUAAGAUUCUAAAGGAGAUGGCGCGCCUGGAAUCCGAGGCUGAGUCUGCGCGCAGUAUGAAGGAGGCCAAGUAUGAGCAGUUUGCCCUUGAUGUCUUUGGAGAAUGUUACUCCAACAGCGAAGACAGGGCUUACGCUUUGUUAGUGAGAAGAACGCACUGCUGGAGCAAAUCUACCGUUCUCAACUUGGCAACCGAGGCAGAUGCUAAAUCCUUCUUUGCCCAUGAUGGAGUCCAGGCCCUCCUCACAAAGAUCUGGUGGGGAGCAAUGACGACAGACACGGCCAUCUCCAAACUCGUGGUGUCUUUCUUCUGUCCACCGCUCAUCUGGACCAACCUCAUUAAGUUCAGUGAUGAGGAGCUGGAUAACCGUGAGGCUAACAAGCAGUUUGUGGAGUUGGACAGCCUGGAGACAGAAAAGGCGUUACUGCUAACGGAUGAUGACGACCCUCUGGACACCACACCUGGAAGUCUUGAAGCUCAGAGCUGUGCCACUGUCUGGUGGCGCUUCCUGCUCCGCCGCUGGCGUCGCUUUUGGAGUGCUCCUGUCACCGUGUUCCUCGGCAAUGUGAUCAUGUACUUCGCCUUCCUCUGUCUCUUCACCUACGUGCUCCUGCUAGACUUCCGCCCACCGCCACCUCUCGGACCCGGGGCUCCUGAGAUAAUGCUCUACUUCUGGGUCUUUACCUUGGUGCUGGAAGAAAUUCGACAGAGUUUCUUCACAGAUGAAGAGAUGAACAUCCUGAAGAAGUUUAAACUUUAUGUAGAGGACAACUGGAACAAGUGUGACAUGGUGGCAAUCUCUCUCUUUGUUGUUGGGGUUUCCUGCAGAUGAAGGAUGUUUUCUUCUUCCUCUUUUUUCUGAGUGUGUGGCUUAUUGCGUAUGGAGUCGCCACCCAGGCUCUUCUUCAUCCCAACGACCCAAGGAUUGACUGGGUGUUUCGCCGAGCCUUAUAUCGCCCUUAUCUGCACAUUUUUGGUCAAAUCCCCUUGGAAGAGAUAGAUGCUGCUCGGAUGCCUGAGAUGAACUGUACCAAUGACUCAGAGGAAAUUGUCAUGGGACUACGACCGCCAUGUCCCAACRUCUACGCCAACUGGCUGGUCAUUCUGCUGCUAGUUAUCUUCCUUCUUGUCACCAAUGUUCUGCUGCUCAACCUCCUCAUUGCCAUGUUCAGCUACACCUUUCAGGUAGUUCAGGGUAAUACAGAUAUUUUCUGGAAGUUUCAGCGAUAUAACCUGAUUGUGGAAUACUACAGUCGUCCAGCACUGGCCCCACCUUUCAUCAUCAUUAGCCACCUCUCUCAGCUUUUUCUCAGCCUGAUAAAAAGACCUGAGUCCAAGCAAGAACAUCUUGAGAGGGAGCUGCCAGUAGGACUGGACCAGAGACUCAUAACAUGGGAAACAGUACAGAAGGAGAAUUACCUGGCAAAACUGGAACGCCAGCACUGGGAGAGCAGCGAGGAGAGACUCAAGAGUACCUCCUCAAAGGUUCAAAGCUUGCUGAAGAUUGUUGGAGGAUUUAAGGACCAAGAGAAACGACUGGCAUCCAUGGAAGCUCAGGUCAGAUAUUGUGGAGAGGUGCUGUCCUGGAUGGCAGAAUGCUUUGCUAACAGCACACUUAAAUGUGGAAAAGAAGUCCCAAAAGCUCCAACAUCUCUAACAGGCAGCACUGUGGACACGCCUCAGAGUCAUCCAGAGAAAGAAGCCAAACAAGAAGAGAGAGAAACCAAACCUGGUCCCCCGGGAUAUGGAGCCAACAAGAAAUUUCCUUACAUUGACGAAUAGAAAUAAAUGAUAGUAACUUGUAGCACGAAGGCACACAUUGAUCCAAACACUGACACAAUCCUAGUUCCUCCUCUUGGUCCUUAUAUUUUUCAUCCAGGAAAGUCUAUGUCCCUUUUCUUGGAGUGAUUAAAGCGUGUCAUCUCGCCUUCAAAGUGCCCCCCUCAAUCCUCAGCUCAAGAGCUGGAUGACUAUUAUCCUUUAAUCCCAAAAGAAAAGGGGCACUAUACCAUAUAACAAGUACAAAAAGAUAGGGCAAAAGAAGUGGGGAGCUUGUCUUAGAACCACAAAAUGUCAUUUUUUAAAUGAAGUAAGUCAGAUUUGGCUUAAAUGAAACUAAUAAAAAAUAAGCAAUUUUUAUUUCAGUAGGUUGCAACAAUACAGCAUUUUCAAACGUGUCACUUCUGGGUUAAAAUGUGAGGGAUUUUUUUAUUUUAUUUUUUUAGUAUAAAGUGUGAASAGCAGAGUCAAAAAAUCUCAAAACUAAUGAGUUAUAAAGCACCGAUCCACUAAAGAUAUGAUCUAAAAUCAUUAGAUGGAAAACAAAUCAGGGUCAAAGCAGCAUGUUUACUGUAAAACAACAACACUGAGUUAUUAUGUUGUAUUUUUGUAUGUGUAGAACAGAACCAUAAAAAAUAAAAUACUUGACUUGAUCACAUUAGCCAGGCACUUGUGUGAAACACAUUGUACUGUGCAUUCUGUCAUAAGUAAUGUGUGUGCGCAGAAGAGAAAAAAAAAAAACAUGAGUGCUGAAUGCUGAAAAAAACAAAA